CGGAACCGGCGUCGUACGUCGCAGCAAAAUGAACAAAAUUCUUUAAUAGAAAAUAUAAAGAGCAAUGUUCCCUUUGUUUUCCAGUUCUCUUGUAUAAUUUUCUUUGUUCAAUCAUAUGAUAAACAACACUAUGAUUGAACGAGGAAUGCUGGGCGAACAGCCUAUUAGUGAUUGGAAUUUCUUCUCGUUCUUACAAUCAGAAGAGGCGCAAGUCAAGAGCCGCUUCCAGAGCCAUACGAAGACUCUUAUUUGGAAAUGUUAUUUGCAGAGGCAGCGGAGAUGGCGAGUAUUGCUAUUGCAAUGUUUCUUUGGGCUGUCCCUGUUUGUGAUAUCAGUGCUUGUGGCGAAGCCUGUGUUCCUGACGCCCAUCCAGGCGACUCCUCAGGACCCCAUCACAUCCACGCAGCUCUUAAGCUCCGUGAAAAACACGAUCUUGGGCUAUGCCCCGAAUGACAACCCGUAUAACAUAAUAAUAGCUACAGCAUCUACGAAACUUAACACACAAUUUCUUGAAGGCACAUCUGAAGACGACCUCAAUAACCAAUUGUACAUUAAUGCGCAAGGCAAGACGGUGGAUAAGACUAUCAUAUGGAUUAUAUUUAAACCAGAACAAAACAACUUCUGGCGCUUCAGCAUCAAGUCGACGGACCGGUUGAUAUCCGCCGCGGAGGACUGCGAGCAGAGUUUCCAUUCCAAAGUGUUCCUGGGAGUCCAGAUGGCGGUCAGCCAAGCGAUCCUGGAGUACGCGGCGCCGCAAGCGAUAUUUAACUAUGAGAUCACACUCACAGCAAUGCCCGUGUCGCCUCUGAUGCAGAACUCUGCAGUCAGGAUCGCUAUAUCUGGCAUCCUGAUGUGCUACACCCUGGCCCUCCUCCCGCCAGUCAUUGAAGCCCAAGCUUUGGUUGUGCACGAGACCCAGUCGAAAUUUAAGCAAGCUCUGCUCAUGCGCAAAGUGAGUUACUCCUCAGUGUACAUCGCAUGGCUUGUGUACGCGUACCUCACUGUUUUUCCCAUCUGCGUGAUGGGAGCCAUAGUCCUGAUCCUCAUCUUCAGAUGGAUCCACCUUCUCUACGCUUUGAUGACGCUGAUGUCCUACGUGUCUGUGAUGAUCAUGUUCGCUUUUAUCAUGGCCAUGUUCCAUAAUACAGCUCUAAUCUCCUGCUUGUGGAGCACUCUUUUCACGAUGCUGCAAACCUUCCUAGCGGAGCUGCUGGUUCACCACGGCUUCGACAAAUGGAACGAGACUGUCUCCUUCCUGCUACACAUCUUCAUACCGCCACUGGGUCUGAUACAUGCGUUCAAUCAGUUUGCAUUAUUGCAAACGGGGAAUAAAUUGGAUGAUAGAUGGUCGAUAGUAUAUACGGUGCUCAUCUGGACUGUGAUGAAUAUGCUCUACUUUGCUCUCCUCAUGCUGCUUCAGAGGACCAUAGGCCAGGAGCGCGCCAUAGGCGGCCAGGUCUCGUGGAAGUCAAUCAUCUUCAAGAAAAUUGAGGAUAAAAACGUAAUACAACCAGUCCCAAGGCCCACGGGGAAGGAGCGGCAAAAUUUGCAAGAAGUGGAUCAGUUGAUGGCGAAGGCGAUAAGCUUUAGAAAUGUUUCUAAGAGUAUUAUGAACGUGAAAGUUUUAGAUAAUGUGACUUUAGACAUUUAUCGCGGUGAAUACACCAUGCUGUUUGCCGAACGGAUACAAGCUAGAAUGGUCAACACUUGCGAAGAUUUAGUCACAGGUCUAGCUAUUGCUGAUGAAGGCACUAUAAACAUUUUAGGCAAAGAUGUCACGGAGGAGAGCAAUCUGAUGUCUGCACAAAACAUGAUGGGUUACUGCCAUCGGUCCAUGUUCCUGGUUGACGACCUGACUGUUGAGGAACAUCUUGAGUUCUUUAUCAAGAUAUGUCUGUGGAACGAGACAAAACAUUUCAUAACCGAGUACAGCCAUCUCCGCUUCAAGCGCCUAAUGGCGGAGUGUUACCUGGAGAAUGUCAAACACGUGCACAUUGAGAAUUUGAAUAUGUUUUUCCGUGCUCAACUCUGUUGGGCGAUCGCUGUACUGUUAGAACCUAGGAUAGUAAUUAUACCAGAUUAUGGUGACCCUCACAGUUAUAUAUCAGUCAUCAGAGACAAAAUUAUGCAAUUCAAAAAAUAUAUGACUAUAGUAAAAAUAAGUUACGCGACGGUUCACAUGGUGACUGCGGACAGGAUUUUCGUUUUCGACAAUAAAAUUCUGGUGUUUGGCGGAACACCGGCUUAUAUGUUCUUCAAAUAUGGUCGCGAGUAUCGCGUCCGUUUGACUUUCCGUGGAGGAGGGUCAUUCGACAACGAACGAGUACACGAGCUGGUAGCAAACGCCACAAGACACGGCGCCACUGUGCGGGCCAACCUGGGCUCCCUCAUAAUAUUGCGAAUGCCUACUAACCCUACCGCCAAUGUGGCGGCUUUAGUUCAGGAAAUACAGGACAGAUCUGUUUAUUACGGCGUCUCAUCAUUCUCCAUCUCGCUGCCGGAUUCGGAGGAAAUCUGUAGAAGGGCCAUAAAUGUGAUCCGGGGCUCGCAAAAACAACACACGAGUAGUAGCGAAGCUUUAAAGCAAUUUGUUGGCCGAAGUCCUUGGAAAAAACGUCGAAACUUCUUCCUCACAUUUGACGACAUGAGGUCCAUCGGAUGGAAAUAUUUCUCUUUUUGCGUCUACUACAGAUUGUACUUUAUAUUUACGGUGAUGCUGGCGAUCACAGCCGGCAUACUGAUCGGCAUGUCUUUGUCCACCAUGUUGACGGACAUGCAAAAAGACCACGCUAGUAUAUCGAGCAAGUUGCUGCAUGGAGACAUUCUGACAGUGGAGAGUUUGCAACAGACAACUACAUUGAUCUUACGCGUCGACACAGCCGUAGCAUCGAGGUCUAUAGCUGCAUCCUAUGUUAUAUCAGAAACUAAUGCCACAGUUAGUCAAACAAAAGAAAUCACUUAUACUGCUCUGAUGAGCAAUGAGAACCUCGUAGAGUACCUGAUUACAAGAGCCAUAGAUUCGCCGCAACAAUACGUUUAUAUGUACGUUUACGGAUUAAACGUGACUGAAGAAAAUAAUAAUCUUUCGCUCCAUGUAUUGUUCAGUCCGAUGCACAAAGACAAAGGCGCGGCGGCGCGGUCGCUCGCUCGGCUGUACAUGGCACUCAUACGGCACUACACCAAUAAGCCUGACGCCACCAUACAAGUCACCGACGACCCCCUAUCUUUGGACUUCACACCGUUUUUGAAGUACGCCGGGAGCCCACCUUUGGUCAUCAUGUUUCUGCUGAUCGUAACGAUGUCGCAUGUAACGUUAAUCCCUUCCAAAGAACAUGGUUUGAUAAAACACUUACAGAGCCACGCGUACAACUUUUCCCCGCUCCAGUAUUGGACGUCUCUGUACUUCUGCGACCUGAUCCUGUACUGGCUGCUGGUCAGUUUCAUUGCCCUGGCCGUCGUCUGCGUCAUGUAUAUCUCUGUACCUGCCGAUCAUUUCCGAUACAGUGACCUUUUGGUGGUCCCGUUCAUCUUAAUAAUCUACGGUAUGGCAUGUGUCCCGCAGUCGUACCUUUUCUGCAGAGGUCCCAGAGCUGCGCUCAAUGCUAUGAGCUUCGUAAUCAUCAAUCUCAUUUUUGGGGAAGCCACAGUAGUAGCAAAAAUGUUUUUCGACUUGGAAAAUGUUUUGUUAUACUUCAUGAGAAUGUGGCCACAAUUCAACACAGGAUUCGCAAUUGUAAAAAUUAAGCAGAUAUUUUUGUAUAACAGUGAAUGCAUUAUAUUUGAAACUGAAAACUUGUGCUCCUCUAAGACGUUGCAUAAAUGUUGCAAAAAAUGUGGACUGCUCGAACAAUGCUACACCCAAAGGAGGUACCUCACAACGGACGGUAUUCUCGGAGAAGUGCAUUCGAUGCUGAUCAUGACUGCUGUAUUCUUGGUGUUUCUUCUUUUAUGGGAAUACAAGAUCAUGCAGUUGAGUUGGUCGUACGUCCAGACCCUGAUCAAAGGCGUCGAGAUGGACCAGGAUGACCGACUGUCCCCGGGAUCUAUGAGGGAAAAAGGCGAAGUUCUGGAUAAACUAAGAGAGAUACAGCAUGGUCGAUCUGAAAAAAUAAAUACCUUUGGCGAAAGUCUUCUAUGUGCUAACUUGACAGAGAAACGACUGGGAGAAUACGUGUUACGGAACGUUUACUUGGGUCUAGGGAGGGGAGAAGCUCUCGCUAUAUCAGGGUUGAAGAAACAUGGACGAGUGGCCCUGAUAGAGACGCUGGCAGGACUAAACAUUCCAAGCUGUGGACAAUUGUGGGCAAAAUCUAAGUAUAAACUAAAUUCAACCCCUCAUCAGUACUGUCGUCAGGUGUCAAUUGGAUGUGAACGGGACCCCCUGCCGCUGUGGAUGACAGUGUACGACGCUCUUGAAAUGAUCGCUAUCUUACGGGGAAUCCCCGCGAGAUAUGUCUCCCAUGAAAUUUGGAAGUUCAUUCAUGCACUUGAAUUGUACCCCGUGGCAGACACGUUAAUCUGUCAUAUCCCAGGCACGGAACGCACUAGAAUCAACUUCGCAGCGGCCGUGAUCGGUUCUCCGCCGGUCAUCAUCAUCGAUGAGUGUACCAACUUCCAGGAGUACUCCAUUUGUAGGGCCAUGUACUUCAUAUUGUACCAGAUGAAGAGGAAAGGGCACGCUAUUUUCAUCAGCUCUCAUAGCAUUGAAAGCCACAUGCCGAUGACGAACCGACUCGGCAUUUUAUUGGACGGUAGGAUUGUAGACGUGGACCUCGUGGACAACCUCAUAGCUCGGUACACCCUCAAGGGCUACACUGUGGUGGUCCACCUCAAGGAUGAGGUCGACGUGGAAAAGAUGUUCGGAGCGCAUUUCAAGGAAUUCGUCGUUAAUGAUACCACUGACGUGUUGGUUAACGUCCAAGUACUUGAUAGCGAUCUGAAUUGGAAGACAGUAUUCGAGAAAAUGGAAGAACUGCAGGCGAGCAAUUCUCAAGUUUACUCCUACAUAGUGACGAGUAUUCCUAUAGAUUAUAUCUACAACUCUAUUAUAGUCAACGAAAUAGGUCUCAAACAAACGUCUGGAGACCUGUUCACUUGCCCAUGGCUCUCAAAAUUAUGUGGACCAGAACCCAAAAUUCAUCCCACACAAGCAAUGCUUGACAGCCUUAUACCCUUCCCGAUAAAAUAUGAAAUUACUAAGCUGCAAGAAUUGCCGUGGUCUGUCAUAUUUCACAGAUAGGUAAGACAGAUUUUUUGUAAUUUUAUUUCAAACGCCCUAAUAAGGAGCGCUUUAUUUAUCUGUUCAAAGCAUUUAUUCCAGUGGCCACUUCCACUUUAUUUUCAACAGCAAACAAGUAUUUACCUAUUUUAUUUAUUUGACUUAUGCACAUGUAUGUUUAACGGAGUCUAUAGGGGUUUACUACCAGUUGAGCGCGGCCUCACUGCUUUGUUAAGGUGCAUUUGUACCAAAAGAGUAAAUGCUCAUUCUAUUUUUGUUCUCCCCAUUCUGAUUAUCUUUCGUGUUCUUGUCGUAUCGGAAUGGUAUUUUAAAAGGUAACUUUUCAUCCACUGUAUGUCCAACCAAUCACUGACAUGAGGCUAUGGCAUAAAUGUACCUUAACGGUGCGUUGCGUCGACGCAGCGGUGCCGCUCUGUCACUUAAACUUUUUAAUGUUAUAGUUCCAUGUUUUAUAUAUAUAUUUGAGAUUUAUUUACGUAACAUAAGUCCAUGCAGUUGUGGUGGCCACGCUCUUCACCAUCCUAUAGAGUGACGGAAUAAAUUUUUAAAUAACUUUAUGUGAACAAUAAUAGGGUAAAGCCCAGCCUGUGCCCCGGCAUAGAGCAUUGACUUCCUGAGACAUAUUAUAAGUUUUGAUGUCAGAAAAUAAGUGCUAAAUAGCAUAUCCAAAAAUUAAGAUUCUGCUGUUAGGAUUAGGAGAUAUUUAAAGUGAAAUGAUAUAAGCGUAACCACUAGCCCUUUAUCUCACACAUACCUCCUCAUUCACAUUGAUAUUCAUAUAAAAUCUAUAUCAAAAUGAAUGUUCAGUUCUUGAAUCACACAAUGAGAUAGUUUUUCUGGUAUAUUAUAAUUAUAUUUUAUUGGUUUUAGCUUUUGUACUUUGAGGUAUGUUUGAGAAGCACUUGAGAAAUGAUAGUUGAAAUAAUAUUAAGCUUGUGUUAAGUUGCAGAAUUGUUAGUUUGGUUGUUAGUUGGAUGCAAUAAAAGUUAUAA
This is a messenger RNA of Plodia interpunctella (Indianmeal moth), 6231 nucleotides long. Its product is annotated as ATP-binding cassette sub-family A member 17-like. Gene Ontology annotation, molecular function: ATP hydrolysis activity; ABC-type transporter activity; ATP binding. Gene Ontology annotation, cellular component: membrane. NCBI's taxonomy places the organism in Eukaryota, Metazoa, Arthropoda, Insecta, Lepidoptera, Pyralidae. The record is from RefSeq and is a predicted model, not a curated record. Bases 116 to 5239 code for a protein of 1707 amino acids. The transcript is spliced from 32 exons. Gene Ontology annotation, biological process: transmembrane transport.